AUGACCCUGUGGAGAUCCAUCGGUGGGUCUCGUCUUGAGCAUUUUGCUUUCCUACCCGCCCUUGGUUCUGCGGGGGGAAUUAUUGUGGGUUGGAACAAUUUGCUAUUUGAGGGUAAUGUGCUUCAUGUUAUUUGUGAGGAUUUUAACUCAAUUUUUGCUCCUUCUGAUAAGUCGAGUGGGGUCGCUAAUCGUGAAGACAUUAGAUUAGCACAAGCUUUUUUAAGUGACCUUCAUUUAUUGGAACCCCCGUCCAUUGGAAAGCGGUUUACUUGGACUAAUGGUCAAUCAGCUCUGAUUUGGGUUAAGCUCGAUCGAUUUUUAGUUAAUGCUCAUUGGAUCACUCUAUUCCCCAAGGUCUUACAGAAUAGUCUGCCCAGACUUGGCUCUGAUCAUGUUCCAAUUAGACUAGAGGUGGGGUUUCAUCUUCCUAUUCCUAGAGCUUUCCGCUUUGAGCAAGCUUGGUGUUUGUCUGAAAAUUUUGAUAGUCUCAUCAGAGAUUGGUGGGGCUCCCUUCACCCCUGUGGGUGUGGAGCCUUCAUCUUAGCCAAGAAGAUAGCCCGAAUUAGGGCGAGUCUCAAAUCCUCGGCAAAAUUUGAGUUUGGAUCCAUCAAGCUAAAGAAGCUUGGGCUCUUGCAUGAUUUGGAUUUGUUGGAUCACGCCAGAGAAGCUCGCACGCUUACCCCCCUAGAGGUCAAUGCGGAUAUUAAUCUGAAGACUGAGUUAGGGGUGAUCCUCAAGCAAGAGGAAAUUUAUUGGAAGCAAAGAGCCAGAAUGAAUUGGAUUAAAGAAGGGGAUGAAAAUACGAGAUUCUUUCACUCUGUUGCGAAUGGGAGGAGAAAUCGAAAUUUUAUUCCUUGGGUCUUGCAAGAUAAUACUCGGGUGGAAGACAUUGAUGGUAUUGGAAAAACUUUCACUUCCUUUUACCAAAAUCUUUAUGGAACUGAGCUGACAUAUAGACAUCAGAUCAACUGGAGUGCACUCUUAGGGGAUAAUAGUAUGCACAAUUUAUCUAAUCUUGAUACCCCCUUUACUCUUGAGGAAAUAAAAGUGGCGGUGUUUAGCAUGAGUGCGGAUAAGGCACCUGGUCUGGAUGGGCUUCCAAUGCUUAGCACUAAAAUUGAUGAUUUAAUUGAUCCAACUCAGUCAGCGUUCAUCAAAGGAAGAUGUAUCACUGACAAUAUCGCAACUGCUCAAGAACUUAUUUUCUAUAUGCAGAAGCAUAAAAUCUUGGGUCUUAUUCUUAAGGUUGAUUUCUCUAAGGCCUUUGACUCUGUUGAGUGGGGUUUCCUCUUAGAGCUGUUGAAAGCCAGAGGCUUCAGUGAGCGAUGGAUUAGCUGGAUUAGAACCAUUCUGGCUUCUUCCAAGGCUAAAUUCCUUGUUAAUAACGUUCAAACUGGGUACGUCCGCUACCGUAGAUGCUUGCGACAGGGGGAUCCUCUCUCCCCUUUGCUUUUUGCACUUGUGGUGGAUGUAUUAAGUUCUAUGUUUAAUCAUGCUCUUAGCACGGGGAUUCUCCAUGGGAUCCCAAUUGGGGACUCUGGGAUCAAAAUGUGCCAUCUACAAUAUGCAAAUGAUCUCCUGGUUAUGUCUACUGGAGGGGUGGAAGAUCUUAGGAUUAUUAAGUUGAUUCUAUAUGUUUUUGAGGGGCUUUCGGGUCUAGCUAUUAAUUCUGAGAAGACAUGUCUUUAUUCUUCACAAAAAAAUAUGGAGCCCCAAGCCUCUUUAGCUAAGACGCUACAUUGCUCGGUUGGCGUUCUCCGGUUGACAUAUCUUGGGAUACCUAUUUCUGGAGGAUUAACGUUGUUGAACUAUGUUCUUACUGCUAUUCCCACCUAUUGGAUAUCCUUGUUCAAGUUGCCUCACUGGGUGAUUAAGAGCAUUGACAAAAUCAGGAGAGAUUUUCUAUGGUUUGGUCCGGACCUGCAUCAUCCCAAAAUUCGCUUAGUUAGCUGGGUGAGAUUGUGCAGAUCCAGAGAGCAAGGGGGUUGGAAUAUCCUCAACUUGGAAGUGUUUAAUAAUGCUCUUCUCGGUAAGUGGUGGUGGAAGAUCAUCUUAGGUGGUCGCUGGUGUGGGGGUGAGAUUUUUCGAGAAAAUUACUUUGGUAGUAGGCCAACCUGGAAUCUUUACAAUAAGCAGUAUAGUAGAAGAUCGGUCUUUUGGAAUGGUAUUCUCAAGGUCUUACCAGCUUUUUGGAAAAAUAUUAGCUCUUUGGUUAAGGGGGGCUCUUCCACACUAUUUUGGCUUGAUAAUUGGGUGGAGGGACGUGUCCCUGCAGAUAUUUGGCCUCAUCUUUUUGAGUCUUCCAGGGACAAGGAGGGUACGGUCAGGGACUUGCUUAACAGGGAGUUAGCUUUCCCUUUUGGGGAUUUCCCUCGGGAGGGUAGUUUGAUUACUACUUUUCGCCUUCAGAAUAGUACGAUCAAGGACGGUCGACAUUGGAAACUCUCCUCUAAUGGGAUGUUUUCUGUCAAAUCCUUUUAUCAAUUCUUGAAUGAUGGAGGGAUCCGCUGUAGGUGGACUCCCUCCAUUCUCAAAGGUGGUUGUCCUAGGAAAGUUAACCUCUUUAAUUGGUUGGCCUGGGAUAACAAAAUUCUUACCCUGCAAAACCUUGCUGAUCGGCGGUGUAAUGUCCUUCAUGAUAUCACCUGUGUGAUGUGUCACGCAGAGGUGGAAUCUGCCGAUCAUCUUCUCACCCAGUCUCCUGACUCGAAGAAAGCUAAAUUGGAGGAGCCAAGUGGCAAGCUCAGAAGAAGCCUUGAUUUCCUUUCCUCUCAUGACUUGGAGAAGGGGGCUCAGUCAGAUCUGGUUCCUUCUCAGAGUGAGGGAUAG
Molecule: messenger RNA, 2829 nt
Organism: Dioscorea cayenensis subsp. rotundata (Guinea yam)
Lineage: Eukaryota; Viridiplantae; Streptophyta; Magnoliopsida; Dioscoreales; Dioscoreaceae
Exons: 5
Coding region: 1-2829 (942 amino acids)
Source: RefSeq, a predicted model, not a curated record